CCAGGUACGUUCAAAUAACGAACGGGGAAAUGAAACGAAGUAUGGACUGUGAGACGAAGCUGCCAACCGAAACAUUCUGGAAUGAAACGUUCCUGUCCGUAAAGCUCCCAGAACGCCUCGCCUUACUUCCCGCUCUUCUGUCCAACUCUCCCCUUCUCCCGGAUCUCUCUUUAGACGCUUUCUCUCCCCAUCUCUCUGUCUCCCUUUCUCUUCUGGUUUUGUUCCCACCUCUGCAACUCUCUCUCUCUCUCUCUCUCUCAUUUUCUUUCUUUCUUUCUGGGUUAUGGUGAAACCAAUCUUCUUUUGAUGAUUGUGUUUUAAGAUUGAGUAAAUAUGGAUGAUAAAGACAAUAACAGACUUAUUGAAGACGACGAGAGGGAGGCCUUGGCUGGGUUAAGCGCUGUCCCGCCGCCCCGAAAGAUCCAGUCUCAUAGCCAACAACUCCGUGCUACCUCUUCUCAUAAACGUCACGCCCAUGUCCGCAAGCACAGCCUCGAAGAAGUUCAAAUCCCCAAAAGCGUAGAGCACCGCCAGGGCCCCAACUAUGACUCUUCUGAAGAGGACUUCUUCAUUUACUCCUCCUCAUCCACCACCACCACCACUUCUCCUACUGGUGAGAGGCCAGACCAGAACCUCUGCAUGGAGGCUGCUCCCGAUGACUACCGGCAGUUGCAACCAUUACCGGAGUUCAUCGGGAGCGGCGGCGCAAGUGGAAUAUUUAAGGUCCCGACUCGUGCACCGGUCCAUCCUGGCCGCCCGCCAUGCCACGAGCCGAGGCCUCACCCGUUGAGAGAGACUCAGGUGGGCAAGUUCUUGAGAAACAUCGCGUGCACGGAAACGCAGUUGUGGGCAGGGCAAGAGAGUGGAGUGAGAGUGUGGGAAUUCGAGAACACGUAUGAUCCCGGGUGCGGGCUUGGUGGGUUUGGUGGGAGGGUGAGGAGGGGUGAUGAGGAUGCGGCACCGUUUCAUGAGUCUGUGAACACGUCCCCUACGCUGUGUUUGAUAGUUGAUAGUGGGAAUAGGUUGAUUUGGAGUGGGCAUAAGGACGGGAAGAUUAGAUCCUGGAAGAUGGAUCAGCCUUUGGACGAUGCGCCAUUCAAGGAAGGUCUUUCGUGGCAGGCGCAUCGUGGUCCUGUUUUUUCAAUGGUUUUGACAUCUCACGGUGAUCUGUGGUCAGGUUCUGAAGGCGGUGUUAUCAAGAUCUGGCCAUGGGAAUCCCUUGAAAAAUCUCUCUCUCUAAAACCAGAGGAAAAACAUAUGGCUGCUUUACUUACUGAGAGGUCAUUUAUUGACUUGAGAAGCCAAGUCACUGUUAAUGGUGCCUGUAGUUUAUCUUCUCAAGAUGUAAAGUGUUUGGUAUCCGAUCAUGUUAGAGCUAAAGUUUGGUGUGCUACUCUCCUAUCCUUCUCGUUGUGGGAUGCUCGUACAAGGGAGCUUCUAAAAGUAUUUAAUGUGGAUGGUCAGCUAGAGAAUAGAGUUGACAUGCCGUCAGUGCAGCAAGAUCAAAUAGUAGAAGAUGAGAUGAAAAUCAAAUUUGUUUCCCCGUCAAAAAAGGAGAAAUCCCAGAGUAGUAGCUUUUUGCAACGGUCACGUAAUGCUAUAAUGGGAGCUGCAGAUGCUGUUCGUCGAGCUGCAAAGGGGACAGGGUCAUUUGUAGAAGAUGGUAAGAAAACGGAAGCACUAGUGCUAGCAGCUGAUGGAAUGAUUUGGAGUGGGAGUACAAGUGGUUUACUUGUGCAGUGGGAUGGGAAUGGAAAUCGACUGCAAGAAUUUAAUCACCUCCCUUGUUCUGUCCAAUGUUUUUGUACUUCUGGGACACAAAUUUAUGUAGGCUAUGUGACAGGUGUUGUCCAAGUAUUGGAUCUUGAGGGAAAUCUAAUUGCAGGAUGGGUUGCUCACAAUGGUCCUGUGAUAGAUUUGGCAGUUGGAACUGAUUAUGUUUUCAGCUUAGCUACUCAUGGUGGUAUACGUGGAUGGAACGUGACAUCUCCUGGGCCUCUUGACAACAUAAUACGAACAGAAUUGGCAGCAAAGGAGCUGACAUAUACCAAACGAGAUAAUGUCAGAAUCUUAGUUGGCACGUGGAAUGUUGGUCAAGAGAGAGCCUCUCAUGACUCACUUAAGUCAUGGUUGGGUUCUGUUGUAUCCGACGUAGGCAUCGUAGUUAUAGGGUUGCAAGAAGUAGAGAUGGGUGCUGGUUUUCUUGCAAUGUCUGCAGCAAAAGAAACCGUAGGACUGGAAGGGAGUUCUGUAGGGCAAUGGUGGUUGGACACGAUUGGUAAGGCCUUAGAUGAAGCAACAACUUUUGAGCGAAUGGGUUCUAGGCAGCUAGCAGGCUUGCUUAUUUCUCUUUGGGUGAAAAAGAAUCUUAGACCAUAUGUCGGGGACGUUGAUGUUGGAGCAGUUCCAUGUGGCUUUGGUCGGGCAAUUGGUAACAAGGGAGGUGUUGGUGUGAGAAUCAGAGUAUAUGACCGGAUAAUGUGCUUUGUAAACUGCCACUUGGCCGCACAUCUGGAAGCCGUCAAUCGUCGCAAUGCUGAUUUUGAUCACAUAUAUCGAAAUAUGGUCUUCAGCCGCUCAUCUAAUCUACUUAAUAAUGCAUCCGCUGGUGUUUCAACUGCUGCUCAGCCUCGGAAUACAAAUGCUGGGAGUGGCAACUCUGAAGAACCAAGGCCUGAGUUAUCUCAAGCAGAUAUGGUUGUAUUUCUAGGGGACUUCAAUUACCGCCUUUUUGGUAUAUCUUAUGAUGAGGCAAGGGACUUUGUUUCGCAAAGAUGCUUUGAUUGGCUCAGAGAAAAGGAUCAGCUGAGGGAAGAGAUGAAAGCUGGGAGAGUUUUCCAGGGAAUGCGAGAGGCACUCAUAAGAUUCCCUCCAACAUACAAGUUUGAGAGGCACCAAGCAGGUUUAGCAGGAUAUGAUUCUGGUGAGAAGAAACGCAUUCCUGCCUGGUGUGACCGAGUAAUAUACCGUGACAAUCGAUCGGCUUCAGUGUCUGAUUGCAGUUUAGAGUGCCCUGUGGUCUCAUCAAUUUUACAGUAUGAAGCAUGCAUGGAUGUGACCGACAGUGAUCACAAACCUGUCCGGUGUAAAUUCAAUGUUAGAAUUGCUCAUUCUGAUAAAUCUGUAAAGAGACAGGAGUUUGGGAGAAUUUUCAGAUCUAAUGAGAAAAUCAGGUCUAUUCUUGAAGAAUUAAGUUAUGUUCCUGAAACCAUUGUGAGCACCAACAGCAUAGUCCUUCAACACCAUGAUUCCUCCAUUUUGCGAAUUACCAACAAAUGUGUCAAGGAUACGGCUACAUACAAAAUCAUUUGUGAAGGCCAGACGAAUUUCAAGGAGGAUGGAAAAGAACCUGAUUGUCACCCAAGAGGUGGCUUUGGCUUUCCCCGAUGGCUUGAGGUAACCUCAGCAGCUGGCGUAAUUAGACCUGAAGAAUUUGUGGAGGUCUCAGUAAAUCACAGAGACGUCCUUACCCUAGAAGAGUUUGUUGAUGGCAUCCCACAAAACUGGUGGAGUGAAGACACCAGAGACAAGGAAGUGAUCUUGGUCGUAAAAGUUCGUGGCGGUUGCUCAACCCAAACACAUAGUCACCGAAUCCUGGUUCGUCACUGCUACUCGGGUCAGACAAUCCGUAUUGACACGAAGUCCAACAUUUCUAAAAAGAAUCAAGUUCCAGUUCAACGGCCUGAAUUCCGGCAACAAUCAAGCACUUUCUCUAAUGUGGUUGACGACUUUUAAAAUUUUAAAAACCUAUGAAGCAAAACAAAGAGAAAUAGUAUACUGCAGAUACAUAUGCAUCACCUGGGAGAGUGCUUGGACCAGAAAACUUGAUGUAAAUACUUCUUUGGGAGCCUGCUUGCCAGAUACAAUCAUCUUAGAACAAGGUUCGAUUGUUGACAAUUAUCCAUUUUAUUCAAUUACUUGACCUCAAGCUUUUAAGCCAAAGCGCAUGUAAUUUUGGACAAAUGAUCCAUUCGAAAAUGUGUAAAGCAAAAUGUACAAGCAACAAUUCAGAGCUGUUUAGUUUCUUACAAUUACUAAUAUGUUCUCCAA
Molecule: messenger RNA, 4050 nt
Organism: Carya illinoinensis
Lineage: Eukaryota; Viridiplantae; Streptophyta; Magnoliopsida; Fagales; Juglandaceae
Product: type I inositol polyphosphate 5-phosphatase 12-like
Exons: 11
Coding region: 334-3735 (1133 amino acids)
Biological process (GO): phosphatidylinositol dephosphorylation
Molecular function (GO): phosphatase activity; protein binding
Source: RefSeq, a predicted model, not a curated record